Molecule: messenger RNA, 5453 nt
Organism: Biomphalaria glabrata
Lineage: Eukaryota; Metazoa; Mollusca; Gastropoda; Planorbidae
Product: zinc finger protein 271-like
Exons: 4
Coding region: 474-1895 (473 amino acids)
Biological process (GO): regulation of transcription by RNA polymerase II
Molecular function (GO): RNA polymerase II cis-regulatory region sequence-specific DNA binding; DNA-binding transcription factor activity, RNA polymerase II-specific
Source: RefSeq, a predicted model, not a curated record
GAACAUCUAUAUAGGCCUCCCGGAACACUAUAGGUUUCCGCGGAACACAGUUUGGGAAACACUUAUCUAGAUUUAUAGAUAGGCAAAAUGAUGACAUCCCUUUGCCGCUAGAUGGCCCAACAACGAUGAUUUUAAUGAUGACAACAGCGAUAAUUACUUCCUUCAUCGGAAACAAAAUACAUAAUUUUAGAUUUCAUUCGGUUGUUAUUCUAGAUCUAUAAUAUUAAGUUUUAAAAUGAAGAAAAGUCUGCCCGAAAGUAGCUUAGAUCUAGAUCUAUUAUAUCUAGAUCUAGGCAGAUGACGAUAAUUUACAUUGCGGUUAUGGGAUUACAACUGCAGUGCUAGACAGAGUCAGCUAGAUCACCGUAGUCGUAGAUGAGAUAACUUUCUGUUGUUGACAAAGACAGUAGAUUUGAGUAGAUCUUCUAGAAUAUCUAGUGAGACAUCUUGCUAGUUGAACUGUAACUCAAAAUAUGGAAGCAUCAACCAUGUCCAAUAAGCCUGUUCAUUCCUGUACCUACUGUGGACUGGUAUUGUCCUCAGCCAAUGCUUUGAUGGAACACAAGCGAAUCCACACUGGAGACAGACCUUUUUCAUGUCAUAUAUGCAACAAGAGAUUUACCCAGAAGGCCCACCUCAACAUUCACAAGCGCACACAUACUGGGGAAAAACCCUACGCUUGUCACAUAUGUCAUAAAAGAUUUGCACAGUCGUCCCACCUCAGCAGCCAUAAGCGUAUUCACACAGGUGAAAAGCCAUUUGUAUGUGGCAUUUGUCACAUAGGUUUUACACAGAAACAGAGGCUAGAUGCUCAUCUAAAGAAACAUUUAGAGAGACCUGGUCAGGAAAUUGUUGUGAGGCAGAGGCUUGUUACAAACUCAAGGCUCACUGAACCAUAUAAACAACACUCUGUCCAGUUGGAUGAUAUCAGCUUUAAAAAGAUGUCAGUCAGAAGCACAUCAAGCAUUCCAUCUAACACUGACAGGUCCAGUAUAGUCAAGACUGGAGAUGGCUCAGAAAAACUUUAUCAACACUCACUUGUAAAAACUGAACCACUUGGUGUUUCAGGGGAAUCCAGUGGGGAUGAUGCAGACAGUUUGUCCGACUCAGAGAGGAGCCCCAAGUUAUCAGCACCCAGCUUCUCUUCUCAAGGAUUAUUUCUUCACCCGUCCGGCUAUGUAGCAUACAGUCAAGCAGGAGAUGACUUGACGGAUGCAGAUCCAAGCUUAGUUGUAAGCCCAUCCGUUAACCACAGCCACAGGCGAAAGCCAUCAGUGGUAAGAAAGAGAUGCAGUGAGUCACCUACUAAGGUGUCUGCAGUUAAAACUAGCUCUUCACCUCUUUCCCAGAGGAUUGCACGGGCAGAAAAUGAGUUGAAGGAGGAAGAUCUGAGUGAGAAUGAAACGGAUAAUUUUAGUAGCCCCUGCGAGCUAUUAAAUGAUAAAAAUGACUCUUCCUAUGUUACAAAUAAAUCUUACAAUAAUAGUCCUAUGUCAGCACAUAAGACACAAAAAUCCAUCCGAACUGUCAACACAAGAUCUAGCAACAGAAGAACUAUCAAGGAAGAUAGAAACUUUGAGAUGACUAAUGGUUGUAGUAAUGGUCAGCAUGCUAAUUCCACUGAGCAGACUCUCUCCGAUAUGUCACUAGUCAAAGUUAACAACAGGAUUUCUUUGGUCAACUUUACAGCUGAAGAGUUGGUGGCUCAUAUGAUGAAAAGAGACGAUGUGAACAAAUGUACAUUCUGUUGCCUUAUCUUUCAAGAUGCUGCAAUGUACCACAUCCACCGCAACAUGCACGACAAGUUUGACAUUCGUAAAUGUAAUAUGUGUGGGAAGCUGCUGCAGGAUAAAUAUGAUUUCACUGCACAUUUUCUCAGCACACAUCAAAAUUAAGAUCAACUUUUGGGGUGAACAUAAUUAAAUAUGCAAUUUCUUGUUAAAGAUUAAAUUCUUAAGAAGUUUUUUUUUUAUCAAUACAUUCACUUGCUAUUUCUAAUUAUAUGAUUUUUUUUUUCAUUUUGUUUUUAAUGCUGAACAUCUAUCAUAAUAAUUGAAUGCCUGUGAUACAAAAUGCUAUGCCAAAAUUCCAUUCAUACAAUUUUGUUAACUUCAUUUUUAAAUUUCUGAAUGUGUAUUUUUAAGUUAGUUUUAUUGCAAAUCAUUUUUAAAACACCAAAUAUGCAUAUUUUGUUUCUUUAAACAAAAAAAAUGUUUUUUUACAUAUUGCAAAGGUUUAAAAAUAUAAGUACUCAAGGAUAACUGAUAAGCUGUUAUUUAAUAGUCCUUAUGUUGUUUUUUUAAAGCGUCAUUGUGCUACUAGUCCAAAACAUAUUUUGUUUGGUUGGGAAAAAAUGAUUUCUGUCUUAAUUUCUAAGUCAGGUUGGAAUAAAAUUGUGUUUUGUUUCUAGAUAUGCAAGCAAGAUAAUCUUUCCAUACAUACAUGUUAUAUUUCUACUCAUGUUUGGUCAAUAUAGUCAUUUAUUUAUGCAAUUCUGUUUAUGUUAAGGUAAUGUGUUGCUUUUUUUUUAAAAUAUUUUUACUGUGUUCAUGUUUUAAAAUGAUUUGAUAGAAAACAUUGUGAUGCACAAAAUUAAUCUCUAUACAGCUUGCCCAAGCUCUUCACUAGCUCUUCUCCUUGAAUGCAAAAACUAAUUCAGCCUCCACUUUCCAGCCCCACAUCAAAAGAUAUGUUACCGGCAAAGUGCAAAAUGCAGGCAUUCAGAAUGCAAAGCGCAAAAUAAUUAUCAAUUCCUACUUUGCCUAGGCAUUCUAUUGAAUGACUACAACUGCUUUAGGCAAUGUAUAAAAUGUCGGAAUUAAAUAGAUAUUUAUGGAUAAAUUGUUCACAAAAUAAAAAGAAAUAUGAAAUGAAUAACAGGCAAUCUGAAAAUAUAAAAUAUAUUUAUUAUGUCUUUAUUAAUUAAAGCAACAAAUAAUAUUUUCAAAAGUAAUAAUCAUUAUUUUAAAAAAUAAAAAUUUUUUGAUUAGUUUCUACUAGAUUACAAAUAGAAAUUAAAAGAUUCAUAAGCAUGUCACAAAUCACUGAUAAAUUAAAAAAAAAAGGAAAAUAAAAAUAUUUAAUUUUUCCCUUAGUUGCUACAGUGAAGGCCUAAUGGAAAACUAUAAAUCAAAGAAAACAAAAACAAUUUUUCUUUCCUAGGAGUACAAAGACAUAUUCUGGUAUUUACUCCUUGUUGUAGCAUGAAGGGCUAACAUGGCAUUUUGAAUUACAUUUAAUUUGCUGUUUUAUGCAAAAGCUUCUGUUCUUUUGUCUUAUUGUCUUACUCAUACACCAUGGCUACGUCAAGUAGACUGAACUGUAUCAGCUGAUCAAAGAGGUAUUUCCUUGUCAGGAAUAUUUGCAACAUUGAGCACACUUUCUGACAAAGCUAAACUGUGAUCUUGACAAUGUGAUCAUCAGUGUCUUGGUUUCAUUUUUUCUUGGCCUGAACUUCUAGUUGCAAAUUUGCUUGCCUUUUACAUUCUACCACAUUCCCAAAUGACUUCUGUAUGGGCAUUUUUGUGUUGGAAAGUGCUCCCAGGGAGGUCAAUACAAGCACUACAAAGACAAGUCUCAAGAGCUCCUUCAAGGAGUGCAACAUCGCCAUUCACGGCUGGGAAGCACUAGCUCUCAAUCACUCCUCAUGGCGUGAAGCAGUGAGUCUCGGAGUCUCAAAAUUUGAAGCAAGAAGAGCACCGAAUCAACAAAAAGCUGAGAGAAGAAGCAGGCCUAUCUGCAACUGACCAUACCUACCCAUGCCACGUAUGCGGCCGGCUUUUUAAAGCGAGGAUUGGACUUUACAGUCAUCUUCGAGUCCAUAGUAUAUGAGAAAUGUGCUCAUCUUUGAUCACGAAGGAGGAGCUAUAUAUACCACAUUCUCAAUGUUGAAGCAAAACAUGCAUAAAAUAUCAAUCCCAUAAGCUUCCAUAUUCUCACUGUUAUCACUGUGCAUGAUACAUACUUUCUGCACUUGUGGGUGCCAUUGUUUUCCUUAAAGCAAACACAGUAUGUUAAGAAAAUGAAGGUUCUUAAAAAAUCCAUGUCUUCCAUGCCACUUAGGUCUCCUGAAUGGAUUUAAAGCUUGUUAGUAUCAUGUACAGUAACAACUUUUGUCUUUUAGAAGCUGCAAACUUAUGUUAUGAGUUCAACAUCCUUUACAACCAAUGUUUCUUACUUUACCUAAGAGUAAUACAAUAAUAAUAAAAGUAUUAUUAAUCAUUCUAUAAUAUGCUUAGUUAAAAUAGGAAACCAAGGAUUCAUUUUGUACUUUGCCUGACAUUUUUUAGGUAUUCUAUAGAAUGACGGAUUUCACACUUUGUCUGUAACAUAUACAAUGCAACAUAAACAAAAUAUAUACAAACUGUUUAGGUGAAUUUCUUAUCGCCCAGAAGCAAUCAAUCUUUGGAGAUUUGCAUUAGUUGACAAAUAAUGGAUCUUUCAUCAUUUCUAAAUUAGAAACUGCAAAGAUAAUGUCUGCCAAACUUAGAACUGUCAAUAUAUGUAGUUCCUAGCUUAGCUAAGUCUGCAUGACGUUCCAUGUAACAAUGGUGGUGGUGGUCCUGGUAGAGAUAGCCACCUGAUAUACUACACUCUUCUUAUUCUUCAGACUCAAAAGACAGUUUUAUUACAGUACAAUAGAAAAUGGUUGAAAAUUGCAAAACUAGGGUUAGAUUAUAUUGUAAAAACUAGACUAGCUUUUGAGUAGAAGUAGCGAAAGGUAAACCGAUGUAAACAGAAAACUUUUGGGUGGCUUUAGAGAUACUUGAUGGCAUUCGACGGUUCCCUCCGUUAUUAUUAAACUUCUUUUUUUGAUAUUCAGUAUCAGCGUUAAUUACCUUAUAUUGUUGGCCUUUCAUCUGAAGUUCAUGAUUUGAGCGUUACCUCUGUUUGACUUAUCUGCAUAAUAAACAGCGUUGAAGCGCCUAAAAACUGGCGACUACUAAAUCUGAUCAUUGCAAAGUUAUGACUUUCUUUCUGAGCCAUAUCUUUGAUUUUUUUUUUUAAUAAAAUGAUUCGCAAUUAUGACCUCUUUUUCUGGUUUGCAAAUAUAUUGAGCUUUUUUUUGUUUUCUUACAUUUUCACUACUACUUCUAGCUUAAUGUUCCACAGUUGAAGUAUUUUUAUGAGACAUUUUAAUGUAAUCUUUAAUAAUAUUUUGGUACUUAGACUCUUUAAAGGUCAUGCAUCUUCAUACAAAUGUUUUUUUGGAAUAUAUCUAAAUGUCAUUCACACUGCUUUUGAAGGUAUACACUCCUCUUAUCAAUUGUUUUGAUAGGAGGCUCUAGCUGAUAUUCCUCAAUAGAAAUUGUUAUCAAACACUUUCAUUCGACACAUUGAUAAAUCACACACUAAAAAUGUUUCACUGAAAUAAAAAGUUCCACUUUUUUUUUGUUACCUAUUCAUAUUUCUUGUAUACAAUGCUCUAAUGAAAUUAAAUAUUCAGAAGUAUU